Messenger RNA from Marchantia polymorpha subsp. ruderalis, 4621 nucleotides. Lineage: Eukaryota; Viridiplantae; Streptophyta; Marchantiopsida; Marchantiales; Marchantiaceae. The record is from the annotation of a GenBank genome assembly.
GAGGAUCGGAGUCGGAGGAAAGGCCGAAUCGGGGGAACAGCUGGAACCGUGGUUCAUGUCGAAUGCUUGCACUCUGCGUCGAGGCGGCGGAUGCUGGCGAUGUUUCGAUCGGAUGUUGCUCGCGGAGGAGAAGGAGAGCAUCCGCUCGUUCAUGUUCAGCCUCCUUGACCUCGACGUUUGACAGACAAAUGCUCUCCUGGUUUGUUUAGAUCGAAGGUCCGGCUGGUUCGCGAGCUUGGACACAGCGAGAUCUUCUUCUGUCACCCUACGGUUGACACCACUCCGAGACACAAGAUCCGAGCUGCAUCAGAUUGCCUACAUUUGAGUCGGUUUAAUCGAGGCCGGUUAUUUCUGUGAGCUUCAGUUUGUUGGAACGAUUUCGAGCUGACUACUUCGUUCAGAUCUUCGGGACGGAAACAGAGCUGCUUGUACUCAUCAGCAAUAAAAAAAAACGUGCAUUAGGUACGUGGAAAAUUCUGGUCUGGGGGUCUUGCGGCCUCUUCUCAUCGAGCGCAUGCUUCUGGUGCCGUUCCUUCGGUCUCUGGGAGUGUCAGCAGAAGAAGUGGGUUGUGAUUUCAGAGGGUCGAAGGUUAGAUUCGCAGUUGUAUAUCGCAACCGGAGGCUACAGCAUUGAGGAAAAGGGAUGGAAGACGAAGAAUGCUUUCCUCCGGGCCUGAAGCGGUUGGUACAGCAGCUGGCUUCGGCAGCCGUUCCAGGAAUCGAAGAGCUUCCUGAUCUCACCGAAGUUGCGGAAUUCGGGCCCUGUUUCAAUGCUGAGGCGAUCAGAUCGCAGGGCAAGGCCCUGACAGGAAGCGGAAGCUGGGACUAUGUGAGAUUGAAGGUGCUCUCCUCGGUGGCUACUUGUCCCACGCUGACUAGCGUAAAUCUGUCCGAUUGCUGCAUAGAGGAUGAGUCAGAGAUGCGGAUUUUGGGUCUGGGGCUGGAGAAGAGCGACACAUUGGAGGAUCUGAACCUGAGCGGAAAUUUGGCAGCAGGAACCAAGGAUGGCUGUGGAUUCAUAAACAGAAUUCUCAAUGGCUGCAGGAAUCUCCACACACUCAGUUUGGCUCGGGUCGGCAUGGGCUGGGAAGGAAUGGCCAAAAUUUGUGGAGCUAUGGGUCAUGACAUAGCGCUGAGGCACUUGGAUGUGAGCGGCAAUCCGAAACUCGAUGACAAUGGAAUGGCGCUUCUCGCUGCUGUGCUUAAAGGCAAGCUGAAUGUGAGUAGAACCGAGGAUUCGUCCCGGGGAUCCUUCAAAGGGCUGAAGAGUUUGACGAUUAGUGUCAUGGGAGUGGCGGGUGCUGAUCACUUGGGACAGGCUCUCGCUGCUCAGACUUCCCGCGGAGGAGCUCUGGAAGUACUUAAAAUCGUCGGGCGCACUGCAGAGGAGGAAGAAAUGGUGCAGGAGGAAGACGGAAGUCCACUGAUGAUUCUUCUGCAGGCGCUCGUUCAUCCUGGUCAUCCUACAGAGUAUGAUGACAUGACUGCGCCUGCGAUGUACAAUGAAAGCUUGCAGAUUUUGUCGUUGAAGUUCGUGAAGGAGACCGGUCUGCCGAGCAUUCUGGCGGACAUUCUGCGCAGUAGUAACUCUCUGCUGGAACUGCGUUUGGAGGGGAGUGAAUUCUCGGCGAUCGAGUGGAGGCACAUACUCCAAGCUCUGCACGGGAACACGACCUUGAAGACUCUGUCUUUGGGGAGCUGUCGAGGCCUAGGGAACGUGUUUGAGGAUUUUAUGGAGUUAAUUAGAGUGAAUUCCACUAUUGAGUUCAUCGAGCUGCCCCGUACCGAUCUGGAGCUUUCUGGGCAGAGUAUUCUUAUUACGGAGGCAUUGAAUAAGGGAUGCACAGAAAAUGACGUACACGAGAAAGUUAUCGAGUCAGUGCAGGAGUCAGUGCAGGAAUUGAAUGUGGGAGGCGUUCCUUCACAGUACGAAACGUGGGGACAGAAUAUCACUUCAGAUAAUGUGACGAGUAGCGAAAGUGUGAUUGCAUCUGGAGGUGAAGAGACCUUCUCCUUUCCAUUCCCAGAGGACCUGAAGACUCUUCCUAAGGGCCUUGUGAAUCUCAUUCUUCAGCUGUCAGCCGAUUCACCGACCAUCACCGUCCUCCCUCGUCUGUCAACUUUGAACGUCGAAGAAUUUGGUGACUUCUUCACAUUCCCUCACUUCACUCGCGAGAGCAAGGACCAGACAUGGUGGCAAACCAGAAGAGCUAUCCUGAACCUCAUCUGCUCCUGCCCAACUCUCACCCACAUCGACUUGGAAGGCUGCGCCAUCCACAAAGAAGAAGAGGCUCAGGAUCUCUGCCUGGGAUUGGCAAAGAGCCAGAGACUGGAAAUGCUCAACCUCGGGGGUAAUGGCGCCUUUGGAACUGAAGUGGGAUGUCUCCAUCUGUGCAGGCUUCUGGUCAAGAUACCCACCCUGCGAGAGCUACACCUCCACGCCAUUGAUAUGAAGCCCGACUUCCUUGUCUAUCUGGCAGCUGCUAUGCGGAGGACUGAGAAUUGUAGCCUGCAUACCUUGGACAUCAAUUUCAACCCAAGCUUGGGAGAUGAAGGUGCUGAGAAUCUGGCCACGCUCCUGGCCGAUCCGGAGAACUCGAAUGGGAUUCGUCAUCUUCGUAUGUUCGGCACGGGCAUGGAUAUCAAGGGUGCUUUUCUCCUGUCGAUCGCAUUGAGAAUGAAUACAUCGCUGAGGUCCCUCUUUGUUGGCUUCGAAACGGAGGAUGAGAAUGCAGAGGGCCCUCUGCACAUGCUCCUGUCUGCGUUUGUUCCUCAGCCUUCUGAAGAUGAUGAUAGCAACUCAACACAGCUGGAACCCAACAGCACUGUGGAGAAUUUGGGUAUAUGCGGUGGUAGAGAGAAAGGGCUGGUUACAGUGGUGUCUAAAAUCCUGGAAAUGAGUCGAAUCCGAGCUCUCUCUUUGAACCGUACGUAUUUCAGCAAGGAGGAGUGGCAGGUGAUUUUCAGAUCUCUUCGUGAUAAUACAAGCCUGGAAGCGUUGGAUCUAACAGAAAGCGAGGGCCUCGAGGCCGAAGUUCAUGGAGAGAUGAUGACCAUGCUGGAAACCAAUAAAAAGUUGACAGAUAUCACUCUCACUGGAACGGAGCUUGAAAGGCAGGGAAGUCAUCACAGCGUCCAUGCAGAGCUACUGCAAAGAAACAGCUCAACUUCUGGCUCAGGGACUCCAUUCCUGACACCAUCUAGCAGCAAUGACUGGACGCAUGCACGAGGAUCUGACUUGCCUCCAGGUGCUCCAUACGAAGCCAUGACCGGCGGCAGCUAUUCUCAGUACAAUGAACAUGUUACAGCUUCUCCGUAUCAGCCAGGUACUGCCAAUUAUCAUCAGGGUCAAGAGAUCCCGGGCUGGAUGCCAGAGAGAAGUGCUUCUGGUCCUCCAUCGUACUUUUCACCAGGACCACCAGGAGUGCCGAGCAGUACACCUGGUCCUCCUGCUUAUUUUUCCCCGGGCCCUACUCCAGGUCCUCCAAGAAGUCAAACGAUCAGCACCAACUUCAUGCCACCUCCUCCGGCAUACCCAGGAUAUUCCAACCCAGUUGAUUUGCGUCCAGGCACAUACCAAACACAUGGAGGAGGGUAUAUGAUGAACCCCGAACCCGUUCCAACUCACCGCUAUGUGAAUGCAUUUCAGACUGUCCAACCAGUUUCUCACCACCAGUCCCAUCACUAUUCUCACCCGCCUUCUCACCAGCCUUCGAAACCAAUUUCUCAUCAGAAUUCUCAGCAGCAAUCCCAACAUAUUCCAUCUGAGGAGUAUGAAGGCAGCAACGAGUGGUCUCCGAGUGGAGAUCCAGUGUGGUCGACUAAACCGGACACAGGAACUGUCCUUAGUUCAAAUGUUGAUUCUUAUUCGGAAGGAGGUGAUGGGAAGUCGCGGUCUAAACUUAGAACCUGGGCCCAUGAUAAAAAAGAAAAGGCUAAGGAGAGAUCAGGAAUUGUGGUGGAAGUGGCAAAAGUUGGAAAAGAUCUUGUUAAAGAGGUCGCCAAAAACAGGAAGGAUCGUGUGCUCGGAAAGCUGGGAAAGAAGCCGUCCACCAAAUCUUAGGCAGGUCAUCAGGUCAUUGUAUAUCAACUGUAUUACUACGUGCACAUCUGGUUCAUGCCUCAUAUAUGCGAGAUGCUUUGCUUAUAUCAUCCUGUAGAUGUUCAAACUCAGCUCCUGUGCAGUGUAUUAAUCCAAGUGAAUGUUGUAGCAGCCAAGGUGGUCCCCGAACUGCAACUCUUCGACAUGUACAAUAUGCUGCCAUUUGGAAACGUUGCAGUGAGAUUUUCACCUUUCAUUUUUCUUCUAAACAUCUGCUAUGAGAUAGUUAAUCUGAUCAUGGUGGAUCUGAAAUCAUAGUUUUCAGAGCGAAUUUCGAUAUCCUACACUGUUCCCGAUAAAAUUCUCAGGGGAUUGUGCCAGCCAUUCAAGCCUAGAAGUUUUCUUAGAAAGGAGAACUCGAAUCGUGGUAUAUAUCAGUCUUGUCAUAAGGUAUCAUCAUCGGCAGCAAUUUAGGUAAUGUUGGUGGUAAGCCUGGGGCUCAUCAUGUGUUAGACAGGAUUCCGGUGUUUUUCUCGCUUCCAAAGUCAAAUGAAUACCAGAUGAUCAUUUUUCAAGUUG